GGCGGAAGCGGAAGCGGCGGCGGCGGUGUCCUUCUGGGCCGUGACGCCGGGGCGGCACCAUGGCGGACGCGGCCUCGCAGGUGCUGCUGGGCUCGGGGCUCACCGUGCUCUCGCAGCCCCUCAUGUACGUGAAGGUGCUGGUGCAGGUGGGCUACGAGCCGCUGCCUCCUACCCUGGGCAGGAACAUCUUCGGGCGCCAGAUCUACCAACUGCCAGGGCUCUUUGCUUACGCCAAGCACAUCGUGAAGGUCGAUGGGAGAGCAGGACUCUUCAAGGGCCUCACCCCUCGGCUCUGCUCCAGCGCCAUCGGCACCAUCGUGCACAGCAAAGUGCUGCAGAGGUACCAGGAGGCUGAGCAGGCUGAGCCAGGAGCCAGCAAGAAGGAGCCUGUGUCCUCACUGGAGCAGGUCCUCAAGGAGACCUCCAGAGAGAUGGUCGCUCGUUCUGCUGCCACCCUCAUCACCCACCCCUUUCAUGUGAUCACCCUGCGCUGCAUGGUGCAGUUCAUUGGCCGAGAGACCAAGUACAGUGGGACACUAAGCGCCUUCACCACGAUUUACCGAGAAGAAGGCAUCCUGGGAUUCUUUGCCGGCCUGAUCCCGCGGCUCCUGGGGGACAUCCUCUCCCUCUGGCUCUGCAACAUGCUGGCCUACCUCAUCAACACAUACGCCCUGGAGAACGGGGUCUCAACCAUGACUGAGAUGAAGAGCUACUCACAGGCAGUCACUGGGUUCUUUGCCAGCAUGCUGACUUACCCCUUCGUGUUGGUCUCCAACCUGAUGGCUGUCAAUAACUGUGGGCUGGCUGGGGGUCUCCUUCCUUAUGCACCCACCUACUCCUCCUGGCUGGACUGCUGGAGCCAGCUGCACAGGGAGGGCAACAUGAGCAGAGGGAACAGCCUGUUUUUCCGCAAGGUGCCCACGGGGAAGCGAUACGUGUGGGAAGAGAGGAGGUUCCGUUGAAGGUGGAGCUGGGAUGGGAAUCAUGAAGCCACUGCAGGGCUCCAGAAGCAGAGAAUCAUGAGUGUGGUGAUUUCUACUACAGUUUUUUAAAUCAUUUCAUGCUGAGAGGUGAA
Molecule: messenger RNA, 1075 nt
Organism: Dryobates pubescens (Downy woodpecker)
Lineage: Eukaryota; Metazoa; Chordata; Aves; Piciformes; Picidae
Gene: MTCH2
Product: mitochondrial carrier 2
Exons: 13
Coding region: 60-962 (300 amino acids)
Biological process (GO): positive regulation of apoptotic process
Cellular component (GO): membrane; mitochondrion
Source: RefSeq, a predicted model, not a curated record